Vitis riparia (riverbank grape) is the source of this 1792-nucleotide messenger RNA. RefSeq names its product WD repeat-containing protein WRAP73. Gene Ontology annotation, molecular function: protein binding. The transcript is spliced from 7 exons. Lineage: Eukaryota; Viridiplantae; Streptophyta; Magnoliopsida; Vitales; Vitaceae. The coding region runs from base 235 to 1611 and encodes 458 amino acids. Gene Ontology annotation, biological process: mitotic sister chromatid segregation; microtubule anchoring at mitotic spindle pole body; protein localization to mitotic spindle pole body. The record is from RefSeq and is a predicted model, not a curated record. Gene Ontology annotation, cellular component: mitotic spindle; MWP complex; microtubule organizing center.
UUUUUAGAGCGGGGUUGGAGGGCUGAGGGCUGAGAAAAGAGAGGGAAAACGGAAAACCAAAGAGAGGAGAGAGAACAAGCAGAAGAGUACGGACGCUCUCGACAUUGCCACUGCCAUUUCCUCCGUCAUCUUCUAUAAUUUCAAUCUUUAAGCUUGGUAGACUCUCAGGCCUAAAUCUUCUUUUAUGAGGUUCAAGUGUUGGAGUUGCUUUCCCAUGAAAAUUUCAUAACUGCAAUGGAGUUCACUGAAUCUUAUAAGCAGACCGGUCCGUGUUGUUUCUCACCAAAUGCUCGAUUUCUCGCUGUUGCAGUUGAUUAUCGUCUUGUGAUUAGGGAUGUGUUAUCGCUUAAGGUUGUGCAGUUAUUCUCUUGCUUGGAUAAGAUAAGCUACAUUGAGUGGGCUCUUGAUUCAGAAUACAUACUUUGUGGUCUCUAUAAGAGACCAAUGAUACAAGCAUGGUCAUUGACUCAGCCUGAAUGGACAUGUAAAAUAGAUGAAGGUCCUGCUGGUAUUGCGUAUGCUAGGUGGAGCCCUGACAGUCGCCACAUACUUACCACAUCAGAUUUCCAAUUACGAUUAACAGUUUGGUCACUGGUGAACACAGCAUGUGUACAUGUGCAAUGGCCAAAACAUGCAUCUAAGGGCGUUUCCUUCACCCAAGAUGGAAAAUUUGCAGCUAUUUGCACAAGGCGUGAUUGCAAGGACUAUAUUAAUCUGCUGUCUUGCCAUACAUGGGAGAUUAUGGGUGUUUUUGCUGUUGAUACGUUGGACUUGGCUGAUAUUGAAUGGUCACCAGAUGAUAGUGCUAUUGUUAUCUGGGAUUCGCCUCUUGAAUACAAGGUUCUUAUCUACUCCCCAGAUGGGAGGUGCCUAUCUAAGUAUCAAGCAUAUGAAAGUGGACUAGGUGUGAAGACCGUUUCAUGGUCUCCUUGUGGUCAGUUUUUAGCAGUUGGUAGUUAUGAUCAGAUGUUGCGGGUUUUGAAUCACCUGACUUGGAAAACAUUUGCUGAAUUUUUGCACCUAUCUACUGUUCGUGCUCCUUGUUAUGCUGCUGUUUUCAAGGAGGUAGAUGAGCCUCUGCAACUUGAUAUGUCAGAACUAUGUUUAAGUGAUGAUUUUAUACAAGGCAAUUCUGAUGCUCCAGAAGGCCAUGUCCGAGUUAGGUAUGAGGUUAUGGAGGUGCCCAUUACAUUGCCUUCACAGAAGCCUCCUGCAGACAGACCAAACCCUAAACAAGGAGUUGGUCUUAUGUCAUGGAGCAAAGACAGUCAGUAUAUUUGUACCCGCAAUGAUAGUAUGCCGACUGCUGUCUGGAUAUGGGAUAUACACCGUCUUGAGCUUGCUGCCAUCCUGGUCCAGAAAGAUCCCAUUCGAGCAGCGGCUUGGGAUCCCACGUGCCCACGGCUUGUUCUUUGUACUGGAAGCUCGCACUUGUACAUGUGGACACCUUCAGGUGCUUACUGUGUGAGUAAUCCGUUGCCCCAGUUUUCAGUCACUGAUCUCAAAUGGAAUUCAGACGGGAGUUGUCUUCUCCUCAAGGACAAAGAGUCAUUUUGUUGUGCUGCUAUGCCUAUUCUGCCAGAAUCUAGUGAAUAUAGCUCAGAUGAUUGAGCAGUGUUUUAAGAAAUUCUUCUUCACUGCCAUGCUUUCAGAGCUGACAUGAUUAAAGGCUUUUAUUACUUAUUUCUAGGCAGACUUGUAUGUAAAUUUGAGUUUGUGGAAUUGUGAAACUGUGUUUUAAUUUUAUGUGUUAUUAAAUUAUUUUAGAGAGUGCAGCGUGUUUUCGAUUUAA